AUGUUCAUCUUGAGCAUGGAGGAUGACAGAGACUGUUUUUCUGACCCAGCAUUGUUGAAGAUAGUUGACGCAGUUUGCUUGACCGACCGGGAGAGACACGAUCAGCAUGACCAUGACCUGUCGGAGGACCAGGACCUGCGUGACCUACCGGAGCAUAAUGGCCAGCUACUGGAGCACGUCAAUCAGGAGCAUGAUCAAAAUGACGAUCAUGAUCAUGAUCACGAUUUGCCGGAUCACCAGCACCAGCUGAAGCAAGAGCUGACUUACCCAGAUGGCGGGGAUACCGUGGGCGUACUGGAGGCGGUCCGACCGGAAAUUGAAAAUGGCGUCUUGGUUGAGGCCAACGAGCCAGUGUCUUUUGUCCUGACAACAAAGGACAACUCGUACACAAUCCAUCACACGCUGGAUUAUCAGUCUCCGCAUAUUAUUAUUCCCAGGGAUUAUUUGGAGCCAGGAUCUCCGUACUCUAGCCAUCAGGAGCCGAGAAAUUCAUUUGCCCACAAUUCACACUACGGGCAUGAGCUAGCCGUAGUAGGUGGCGGCGGAGGGGUGAUUCCCGAAGGAGGGGAUAGACGUCCGUCCGAGGUCUCGCUGGCAACAGAGGGAAGUAACCGAGUUAGUCAGAUGCCUCACUCGACGAUGCAUCGGUACGCCGAAUCGGUCUCUCAGUCAGCAGAGCACCAUCACCACCAAAGUUUGAGCGAGUCCGCGCUGACCCGGCACCUGGAGGACGGGCACCACCACCUCCACCACCACCACCAGCUCCAAGACACCGCCGAGCGGUUCAGCGGAAUAGCCGCGGCGAUGAGAGGCGUCAGGGGUGACUUCAACCUGGGAGGAAUGUUCCAGGGGUUAACCAGCCCCGGGUCGGCUCCUGGGUCCGUCGACGUGGCUGCAGGUCAGCACCUAGACGAUGUCCUCCCGGAGGACGCGUACCUCUCCCACAUCCGCGGCUCCAGCGGCGGAGUCUCGCCCAGCAACGUCAGGACCGGCAGCUCUCCAGGGUCCAGUCGCAGUCCCAGAGACGAGCAACCUCUCUCACCCCAGCACCGGCCCUCUUCCGCGCAUGUCAGCUCCCAAGACGACGGCUACAGUCCAAAUGAUCAUAGUCGGCUUCAGAAUUUCACACACUUGACCUCCAUGCAGCCGCCCGGGGUCCAUCAGUCCCUUCAGGAUUCCGAACGUGUUCAGGACUUGUACAUGGUCUCUAUUUAUAAUCACGGUGGCUCCGGUCAUCAUCAUGCUGAUCAUGAUCAGUCGAGUUCUCAUUCGCCUUCUGGGCCUCUUUCGAGGUAA
Messenger RNA from Cotesia congregata, 1296 nucleotides. Lineage: Eukaryota; Metazoa; Arthropoda; Insecta; Hymenoptera; Braconidae. The record is from the annotation of a GenBank genome assembly.